Messenger RNA from Paramormyrops kingsleyae, 8934 nucleotides. Its product is annotated as supervillin-like. Gene Ontology annotation, biological process: actin filament severing; cytoskeleton organization; barbed-end actin filament capping. The record is from RefSeq and is a predicted model, not a curated record. NCBI's taxonomy places the organism in Eukaryota, Metazoa, Chordata, Actinopteri, Osteoglossiformes, Mormyridae. Gene Ontology annotation, cellular component: cytoplasm; actin cytoskeleton. Gene Ontology annotation, molecular function: phosphatidylinositol-4,5-bisphosphate binding; actin filament binding.
AUGUACACCGGAGCAAUAAACAGAGCGAUCUUACUGAAACGCAUGCAAGUUUUUAAUCCAAACUGCAGAGGUGUUACAAACUGCGAGACUCUAAUCCACUAGACGUUGUAGAUACGUCAAACUAAACGUACAGAGGAUAAAGAAGGGAAUAAAGCAUUUCUUUUAAUCCCUGAUCGUAUAUUGAUAUAAUCGCUGUAUUGUCCUGGUUUACAUGCAAUCAAAACUGUCACAAAGAAGGCUGCUGAAGAGGAACUGUACGAUUUACGGCAGGGAUCCGUUUUUGGAGAUCACAUUCAUAGAAAAAAUAUGGAGCGUCUGAACUUUGCCUCCCUCAGAGUCUGCGCCACAGUGGCCCCGCUGGAUUGAGAGGUCUGCAGCGGUGCCCCCCUCCUUCCGUCGAUUCGGACCCCUCUGCCACUCCCAGGCCCCGGACCCUCCUCAUCUGCGCAGAACCCCUGAAGCUGUGAGGGAACCUGCGGAUAACCGCCUGACGUUUGGAUAUACCAGUGAGCACAGGAAGCUUACAGCAAAACUUUGGACCCGGUUCUCCGAUUAGACUUGGCAACUGGAAGACGUCGGAAGGGAAAGCUUUAAGCUUUCACCAGGAGUUCUCCUCUGACGACAACUCUGACGUGGUCCAGGAUACAGAUGCUAAUCUUUUAGCCAUCCUUCCCAGGGUUUCAGAACUAAGGAAGUAUUUUGAGCGUGUCGCCUGCAAUUUAGAGAUGAACAGGAAGGAGCGCAUCGCCAGGCGGCUGGAGGGCAUCGAGGGUGACGCUGGCCUGGUGUCCCACCGCCUGCUGGAGGAGGACACCCCACGCUACACACGUGCCACCGAUCUCUGUGAGCCGUGUGUUGUGGUGCGGAGAUACAGCAGGGAAGAGCUGCCGGUCCCACCAGCUGUAGAUGUUAUCGCCCCAGAGAGGCAGUCCAGAGUCCGGGUGCGAGCUGAACCGAAGACCACCCAGGCCCCGCCCUACAGCUCCACAUCGGUGCUGGCAGAGCUGGACUCCAAGGCAGAGCGGAUCGCCCGCUACAAGGCGGAGCGCAGGCGGCAGCUGGCAGAGCGCUACGGGAUCUCCCUGGAUCAGGAGUCGGAGGUGGAGCCCAGCACGCCUCGCCGUGGUUACGGGCGCACACGUACGCAGCUGGAGGAGGGGGGCAGGGGCUGUGGCCAGAGGCCACAGGAGAGACACUCCUUACGGGCUUCAGGGGGAUCACAUAGCAGCAGCUCUGGGGUGGGCCGGGUCUUCAUGGCGGCACAGCCAGGACCCCUAGCGGCUGCCCCCGGCUCCUCGGAGCAUGAGAGAGUGAUGAAUCUGGAGAACUCCAGGCGAGACCGAGACAGAGACAGGGGAGCCCAGCCUGUGUCACCCCCCAGCUACACAGACCCGCCAGUGUCCUCCACCAAGACCCCUCCCAGAGAGACACCCUUAGCAGGAGUGCCCAGCUCCCCCAGGACCGGCCGCAGAGCCUCCCUGCCCAACCCGCGGUACGGCGUCUCCCCCGGGGACUUGUUCAUCGAGCAGCAGGCACAGAACAUCCUCAACAGGCAGGGUAUUAAAGCUAGGGAGAGGCGGAUGAAAGAUGACCUCCCACACAGGAGUGCAGAGUUGGGGUUUGACGCACCACCCCCCAGACAACACCCCCAGGUCCCCAUCCACCAAGUGCCGCCCCACCCCGAUCCCACGCACGGCAGGAUGGGCGCCGACCCCACGCACGGCAGGAUGGGCGCCGACCCCACGCACGGCAGGAUGGGCGCCGACCCCACGCACGGCAGGAUGGCCGCCGCCCACCCCGACCCCACGCACGGCAGGAUGGGCGCCGACCCCACGCACGGCAGGAUGGGCGGCGACCCCACGCACGGCAGGAUGGCCGCCGCCCACCCCGACCCCACGCACGGCAGGAUGAUCGCCGACCCCAUGCACGGCAGGAUGAUCACCGACCCCACGCACGGCAGGAUGAUCGCCGACCCCAUGCACGGCAGGAUGAUCACCGACCCCACGCACGGCAGGACGAUCGCCGACCCCACGCACGGCAGGAUGGCCGGCGCCCACCAUGGUGUAAGGUCCCAGCAGACACCCAGCGCCCGGCGCCCCAUCGGCCAGUACCGGAGCCCCGAGAGGAGAGCCAGCAUGGAGUUUACCCCCGAUAUGCAAGUGGCAGGCGGCUCGCCGGUCAAGACAGAGGGGCUGCUGCGGAGCAGGAAGGCCGUGCUGCCCUCAGAGGUGCGCCACUGGGAGAGGAGCGGCGACACUCCCUAUAGGGCUGGGCCAGGAGAGGAGGAAGAGGACGAUGAGCAGUCAGUUCGCAUCAUAGGUCGACGGUUCAGCCGUAACAUGGAGGAUCACGCACCCAGAUUCAUGGAGCAAGACCCGAAUGUGGUGCAGCAUGCCCCGGGUCCUCCUGAGCACAUCCCAAGAGACGUGCAGCACAUCUCCAGGACCUCUGAGCCCAUCCACAGACAUGGAGAUCACACCAGGCCUCAGGCCCAUGCAGCAUACAUUCAGGAGCGCAUCUCGAAACCGAUGGAGCACAUACCAAAGUCCACUGAUAGCACCUCUAGGAUGGUGGAUCAUAUAUCGAGGGCCGGAGAUGUGGUCAUCAGGCCUGUGGAGCGCACAUCCAAAGCCAUGGAGCACACACCGAGGCGGGCCAGCCACAUCACAAAGCUGGGGGAUCUCAACCUUGGCCAGCAAGAGGUGGAGCUGCCCGAGGGCUUAGCCAGGGACAACGACCUGGGUGAUGGGACGCCCAUGUACCUCCAGAGGGGCUCAUCGUUCCUAGCAGGGCAGCAUAAAAUCACGGAGGCCCCCUCGAUGGCCAUGAAGCCCAAAACCCGCGUACGGUCCAUGUCUGACAUUGGGGUGCCCCAGAGCGCCACGGUCUACCGGAACCGGGAGAGCUGGGAUGGUGGCGUGGCCAACGGGGAGCUCAGCACCCUGGACACCAGGGUCUCUGUGGCACAGCUCCGCCACUCCUACCUGGAGAAUGUCAAUACCAACAUCAGGAAGCCAGAACCGGAGGCUAAGGUAGAGCUGGCAGCGUUGGAUGUCAGGCCGGAGCGCGAAGGGGGGCCGCGGAGACCCCGCUGCUAUAUCGUCCCCGGUGACGAUAGAAAGACUUCUGAGAGGUUUAGGACUCAGCCAAUCACCUCUGCAGAACGACUAGAGUCCGAUAGGACCCAUUUAAGUCCUACAGAGCUACAGAAGACGGAAGGGGAGGAGGAGAAGCUGGACGAAAGAGCCAAGCUGAGUGUGGCUGCCAAGCGCUCCCUGUUCAGGGAGCUGGAGAAGACCGGUGAUGGCAGUGUGCCCAAACCGGUAUCCCGCAACGCCGCAGUAGAGAGGCGGCUCAGGCGUUUACAGGAGCGUUCCCACACACAGCCGGUCACCACUGAGGAGGUGGUAAUCGCCACCACCGUCCCUGACCCCCAUUCGCGAGCAGUGACCGCCCACACCACCGCCCCAAGCAUCCCGACCCCCACACUAGUCAGCAGCACAGUGACACGCUUCAGCCUACAGGGGUCCUCGCAGCAGAGCCCGGUGACUCCAGAGACUCACUCAACUGAGGCGGUGAUGACAUCAGCAGUACCAGCAGCAGUGGAAGAAAAGGUACCAGAGGAGCCGGACCUGUCUGCCCUCAGCCUGACAGAAAAGAUGGCGCUCUUCAACCGACUGGCACAGAAGCCAACAUCCAAAUGGCUGACGGAAGGGGGGGGGAGUGGGGUCGCUCAGCGCAGAACCUCCAGCCGCUAUCAGACCCAGCCCAUCACCCUUGGGGAGGUGGAGAAGGAAGAGGUUGCUUCGGGUGCUCCUCUGGUGCCAAAAGAUGAUGUAGAAGAGCAACAGAAAGAAAUUCGGCCUGAAACCGUUCAGAAAGGAGGAAAGGUCAAGCCUGAACCUCUAUCGGCCCUGCUGGUCCGGCAGAGCCCAGCGCAUACCACCACAGUUUCGGUUGCCCACGUGGGUGAUGUCCACCUGAGCAGAUCUGCCACCAUUGCAUUCAACCCGGGGGUGGGGGCCAGCGAAUCGGAUGCCACUCCGGUUCCGCCCAAGCGCCGCAGCCCCGCCCGUGUCGAUGACGUCAGUGCCCCCAAACCACCAUGUCCGCCCCAUCUGGAACAGUCAACAGAAAUCAAAAGCUCCUCCCACAGCAUCUCAUUGGUCGGGCUGCGGCAGCAGGCGGGGACAGAAGCAGAGGUUGAUGACAGCUGUGGAGCUGGAGGGGGCGGGGCUAGCUGGAGGAAGCCCUGCCCCCCUAAGGGGGAGGACGAAGUGAAGCAUCCACCAGCCACCCAGCCGAGCCCGUGCAGUCAAUGUGGCCCCACCCCACCGUCGAGGCAAGGCGCCCCCCCACGGAGACCUGAGAGCACAGUCGCCCCGGCAACACAAGAACAUGGGGGCCACGUCAAGGAAAUGAGGACGUCCUCACAGAACCUGUACGAGACAGAGACGACGGUAGUGGUGCACUCCCAGACCACGGUGUCAGAGCUGCAGGAGAGCAGUGUCUCUGCAAGAGCAGCGGCUUCAGCUGCUCCCAGGACCGGCUCCCAGGCUCCGCCCGAGCAGCAGCCAGGCAGCGCGACCCCGGCAGACCGCCAGGGAGAGGACGCGGACGGGAUGUCAACGCAGCAGAUGUCCAUCAAGGAGAGGGUGGCCUUGCUGAAGAAGAGUGGGGAGGAGGACUGGAGGAACAGGAUUAACAAGAAGCAGGAGGCGGUACAGGUGGCAGAGAGUGAGACACAGCUGUGGGAGCAGGAGCAGACUUUCAAGAAAAAGGAGGAAGGGAGGGUGAUCGAUGACUUGGCAGUGUCUGAUGAGUUCUGGGAUCCUGUCUUUUCCACCACAUACUCUCCUCCUCCUGUCCCUGCUGGGCAAAUGAGCCAGCUCAUUGAUUCCCAGCCCCAGGCCAGCCCCCCCAGUACCACAGAGCCCCCCACCAGACAGGUGGAUCACCUUCACCCAUGGAGACGGAAGCGCAUCGGCGAGGAGAUUGAAGCCGAGAUGACUAUCGAGGAGAGGAAACAGCUCAUUAGCUCCAAGGAGGAGACAUGGAAAUCCACUGGUCAGGGGGCAGCCAACGACUCUUCUCAGUUCACCGUGGCUGCGCGCAUGGUCAAGAAAGGUUUAGCGGCACCCGCCAGUCUCCUUUCCCCGAUAAUCUCCCCCCUGGGAAUCCAUACGCGGGGCAACAUGUCUGCCAUCAGCAAGCCCCAGGAAGAAAUUGAGGUGAGACCAGAUAUGAACCUGGAAUCUGACCGAAAGCUUGACAAACUGGAAUCCUUUCUUGGGCGCAUUAACAGUAAAAUGGCAGGCCUCCAGGAGACAACCCUAACCGUAACCGAGAAGGCCGUCAAGGAGGUGAUGAAGCUGGACGAUGAGAUCUUCUCUAAGUUCUACAAAUGCAUGACUGAUUUUCCCCGGAUGAGUGGCAGGAUAGAGAUCGAUGAAGACUUCGACGCCAUCUUUGGCCCUCAUACGCCCAAGCUAACAUCUGCCAUGGUGCAACACAAACGGGAGGUCCGGCCACUGCGGAAGGUGCAGGCAUCACGCAACCCGCUGAAGAUGCUAGCGGCACGUGAGGAUAUCCGGCAAGAGUACACAGAGCAGCGGCUCAACGUGGGCGUGCUGGAAUCCAGGAGGAUGAAGAGCGAGAAAAUGUCAAAAUCCUCCAGCUACUCCGAGGCCGCUCUGGCGGGCCUGGCCAGCAAGGAGAGCUUCAGCAAUGUCAGCCUGCGCAGUGUCAGCAUCUCCGAGCAGAUGUCCAACAACAGUGCCGUGCCCUACAAGACGCUCAUGCUCAUGCAGGUCAAAGGCCGGAGGCACGUGCAGACGCGGCUGGUGGAGCCGAGGUCCUCCUCUCUGAACAGCGGCGACUGCUUCUUGCUAGUGACGCCCCAGAACUGCUUCCUGUGGAUCGGAGAAUUCGCCAACGUCAUCGAGAAGGCCAAGGCUGCUGAACUGGCCAUGUCCAUCCAGACCAAGCAUGACCUGGGCUGCCGAGCAGGCCAAGUGCAGACCAUGGAGGAGAACGCUGAGACCCAGACGCAAGUGGUCAACGAGUUCUGGAACAUUCUCGGGGGACAGGGCAGUUACCAACCGUCUGGCCCCCCCGAGGAGGACGAGCUAUACGAAAGCGCCAUAGUGGAGACCAACUGCACGUAUCGCUUGGUGGACGACAAGCUGGUCCCCGAUGAUGACUUCUGGGGAAAGACUCCGAAAUACUCUCUGCUGGACUCCAAAGAGGUUCUGGUGUUUGACUUCGGCAGCGAGGUCUACGUGUGGCACGGCAAGGAGGUGACGCUGGCGCAGAGGAAGGUGGCCUUCCAGCUGGCCAAGCACCUGUGGAACGGCACCUUCGACUACACCAACUGUGACAUCAACCCUCUGGACCCGAGCGGCUGCAAUGCGCUCAUACCCAGGAAAGGCCAGGGACGGCCUGACUGGGCAGUCUUUGGCCGGCUCACGGAGCACAACGAAACUAUCCUGUUCAAGGAGAAGUUCCUGGACUGGAAAGAAUCGAAGAAACCAGCACAGAAGAACGACAAUGAGCAAGUCAGUCAGCAGAAGGAGCAGCGGGGCUACACGUGCCAGCCGUACAACGCGUCCCUGAUGCUGCCCGUGCUGCAGACGCCCGUCAGCAUGAUGCUGGAGGGCGUGGACGUGGGCAGGGGCUACGGGCUGCUGGAGGGUGACGACCGUCGGCGCUUCGAGAUCAGCACGAUGGGUGUGGACGUCUGGCACAUCCUGGAGUUCGACUACAGCCGGCUGCCCCAACAGAGCAUCGGGCAGUUCCACGAGGGCGACGCGUACGUGGUCAAGUGGCAGUACAUGGUGAGCGCUGCAGUGGGCAGGAGGCAGAAUCCCGAGCAGGUCCGUGUGGGUGGCACUGGCAAGGAGAAGUGCUGCUACUUCUUCUGGCAGGGCCGGCACUCCACGGUGAACGAGAAGGGCACAUCGGCGCUGAUGACUGUGGAGCUGGACCAGGAGCGCGGGGCCCAGGUACAGGUGCAGCAGGGGAAGGAGCCGCCGUGUUUCCUGCAGUGUUUCAACGGCGGGAUGAUUGUGCACUCGGGGAAGAGGGAGGAGGAGGAGGAGAACACGCAGAGUGAGUGGCGCCUUUACUGCGUCCGUGGCGAGGCGCCGGUGGAGGGCCAUCUGCUGGAGGUGCCCUGUCACUGCAGCAGCCUCCGCUCCCGGGCUUCUAUGAUCCUCCUCAGCGUCAACCAGGCUGUCAUCUACCUGUGGCAUGGCUGCAAGGCCCAGCCACACACACGCCAAGUAGGCCGGACGGCAGCCAAUCGGAUCAAAGAGCAGUGCCCCCUGGAGGCGGGGCUGCACAGCAGCAGCAAAGUGACCAUUCACGAGUGCGACGAGGGGGCGGAGCCCACGGGAUUCUGGGAGGCGGUGGGAAGGAGGGAUAGGAAGGCCUACGACUGCAUGCUGCAAGAUCCUGGGAAGUUCAACUUCACUCCACGGCUCUUCCAGUUGACCAGCUCGUCGGGGGAGUUUGUGGCACAGGAGUUCUUCUUCCCUUCCAGGGUGGCUGAGCUGGUCAGCUCGCUGCCCUUCCUGCAGGAGGACCUGUACGCCGCCUCUCAGCCAGCCCUCUUCCUGGUGGACAACUUCCACGAGGUGUACCUGUGGCAGGGCUGGUGGCCCCAGGACUGCGAGAACACAGGCUCCGCCCGCAUCCGGUGGGACACAGACAGGAAAUGUGCCAUGGAAACGGUGCUGCAGUACUGCAAAGCAGGCAUUUCCCCCUCGACAGAGAAGAAUGAGAAGAAGCCACAGAAGUCGUACCUGAUCCACGCUGGCCUGGAGCCCCUCACCUUUACCAACAUGUUCCCCAGUUGGGAGCAUCGGGAGGACAUCGCUGAGAUCACAGAGCGGGAAGCUGAGGUAUGCAACCAGAUCAUCCUAGUGGAGGAGGUGCUGGCACGGUUGUCCAAGAGUUGCUACCCGCUGGAGGAACUCUUGGCACGACCCCUUCCAGAGGGGGUGGACCCACUGCGCCUGGAGAUCUACCUGUCAGAUGAGGACUUUGAGGAUAUAGGGGCUCCUGAACGGCGUGCUCUGGGGAUGAACCGGGAUGAAUUUGAAGGAUUGCCUGGAUGGAAGCAAGUGAACGUGAAGAAAGCCAAGGGUCUGUUUUAGAGGGAGUGCGGUCUGCGGCGGUCAGGGUGCAGUCGGAGGGGGGAGGGGCUCAUCACACGGCCAAUGGCAUCGCUCCGACCUCCCGCCGGAAGCCAUGAAGGGAAUCGCAAGUGCUGAUUGGGCGAGGAACAGAAUCGGUCAAGCCUCCAGGAAGCAGUCGGAGAUACUGUUUCCUGGGGGGGCUUUUUGGGUGUUCUUUUCUUUUUCGAUUUUAUGCCUUUGUAGGAGGGUUCCCAGUGCUCUGGAGACACUUUUUCCAGGAGCUGUCAAGAAGUUGCUUUUAAAAUAUGCACAUGUCCUUUUCACUGUACCAUCUACCAUUCACCCCCGAGUAACACCAAACUGGGCACGUGCUACCUAUCCAAAGCAGUUUUUGUGUGUUUGUGCAAUAUAUAAAUAAUUUGUAUUUAUGUAAACAUCUAAUAAUGAAGGAAAAAACAGAUGCGUUCAUACUGAGGGGUUUGUGUCAUAUGUUGAUAGGAAUGUUCAUUUUCUGUUGACUCUUAAAUGGAAGCAAUGGAGAAAAAAAAAAUAUUAAUGCCAAGGAUUUACUUUUUAUUUUGCAUUCUGAAGUGUCUGUGACCCUCUGCUUACAGGUGCUAAGAUCCGAUUUGUAACUUAAAGGCAUGGAAUUAAAAUUUCCUUGUGAGUUUAAACUAUGUAUAGUGCCUUGCUUUUGUGUACAGUUUAUAUACAGAAGGAUUUUAGUCUGCGUUUCAGAAGAACCUCUUUGUGAUAUAAAGGAAAUGAGACAAAAUAAAAUCUUUAAAUCCCC